AUGGCCUGUCAUUUCCCUUGGAGCUCUUCACUACAGCUCAAAACCACCCAAAAACCUCACAAAAUCCCACUAAGAACCAUCACUUGCCCUUCCAUUACAUGCAAAAAACAAGACCCAAAUCUUGAAAAUGAUGACAAAGCUGAAAAAACCAAUCAAAAAACCCAUUUAAAUUUGCUCACUUUACCUGUAACUCUCACUAUCAUCGCCACCUCUCUCACUCCACAGCCUGUCCUUGCUGCCACACCAACAGCCAGAACUUCCCAUAAAAAGAAAACCCACAAAAAGACACAACAAGAAGCCUUAACACCAGACCAGCUUAAACAAUGGUCUCAGAAUCUCCCAGUUGUAUCCAAUCGAAUACCAUAUACUGAAGUUUUGAGUUUGAAAGAGGCUAACAAGCUUAAGCAUGUGAUUAAAGCGCCUAAUGCGUCUUUAAAACAACGUGCGGAGGCUGUUUUAGUGGUUUUGGAUGAUAAUCAAGUGUUAAGGACUGUCUUGCCUUCGUUAGAGAGUAAUAAGAGGUUUUGGGAUUCGUGGGAUGAGUUAAAGAUUGAUUCUUUGUGUGUUAAUGCGUAUACGCCUCCGGUAAAGAGACCGGAGCUGCCUAAGCCAUAUUUAGGAUUUUUGUGGAAAGUUCCGGAGUUUAUGCUGUCGAGGUUAAAGCCUAAGAAGGAGUCGAAGAGAGCUAUGGAGCUGAGGAUGGCCAGAGAGGAGUUUAAGAUGCAAAGGAAGGAGGAGUUGAAGAAAAUGAGAGAGGAAAGAGAAAUGAUUGAGAAGGCAAUCAAAAUGCAAAAGAAAGAGGAGGGCAGGAGGAGAAAGAGGGAGAUUAGGAUACAGAAGUAUGAGGAAUCAUUGCGUGAUGCGAGAAAGAAUUAUACGCGAAUGGCAAGUAUGUGGGCAAGUUUAGCACAAGACUCAAAUGUGACAACAUUGCUAGGGCUGGUGUUUUUUGUGAUAUUUUAUCGUACGGUGGUGCUUAGUUAUCGGAAGCAGAAGAAGGACUAUGAGGACCGGCUGAAGAUUGAGAAGGCAGAGGCUGAAGAGAGAAAGAAGAUGAGGGAGUUAGAGAAGGAGAUGAUGGGGAUUGAAGAAGAGGAUGAGGAUGAGAGUGUGCCUGGGAAACCGGAGCAGAAUCCUUAUUUGAAGAUGGCUAUGCAGUUCAUGAAGUCAGGAGCACGUGUUAGACGUGCACAUAAUAAGAGAUUGCCACAGUACUUGGAAAGGGGUGUGGAUGUGAAAUUCUCUGAUGUUGCAGGACUUGGGAAGAUACGACUUGAACUUGAGGAGAUCGUGAAAUUUUUCACACACGGAGAGAUGUACCGCAGGAGAGGAGUGAAGAUACCAGGUGGCAUACUUCUUUGUGGUCCCCCUGGGGUGGGGAAAACUUUACUGGCAAAAGCUGUGGCUGGUGAGGCAGGUGUAAACUUCUUCUCCAUCUCUGCCUCUCAGUUUGUGGAAAUAUAUGUUGGAGUUGGUGCUUCUCGUGUUCGAGCACUUUACCAAGAAGCAAAGGAAAAUGCUCCAUCUGUUGUCUUCAUUGAUGAACUCGAUGCUGUUGGAAGGGAGCGUGGUUUGAUUAAAGGUUCUGGUGGACAAGAACGUGAUGCCACUCUUAAUCAGCUCCUUGUAUGCUUGGAUGGGUUUGAAGGCAGAGGGGAAGUGAUCACUAUUGCUUCCACAAAUAGACCAGACAUUCUAGACCCAGCACUUGUGAGGCCUGGGCGGUUUGAUCGAAAAAUCUUUAUUCCUAAACCUGGCCUCAUAGGCCGCAUGGAAAUUCUAAAGGUUCAUGCUCGUAAGAAGCCCAUGGCUGAUGAUGUGGACUAUAUGGCUGUUGCUAGCAUGACAGAUGGAAUGGUUGGUGCAGAGCUGGCCAACAUAAUUGAGGUUGCUGCAAUUAAUAUGAUGCGUGAUGGAAGGACUGAGAUAAAAACCAGCCACUACUUGGAUGUGACCACCUCUAAUAUUGCCUAUGCCAUAAUAUGCACGACCAUUACAACUGAUGACUUAUUACAAGCUGCACAAAUAGAAGAAAGAGGAAUGCUUGAUAGAAAGGAAAGGAGCCCUGAAACAUGGAAGCAAGUAGCUAUUAAUGAAGCAGCCAUGGCUGUUGUUGCUGUGAACUUUCCUGAUCUCAGAAAUAUCGACAAAAUUCUAGAGUAUGACCAUGGACAGAGCAGCAAAAGUGUUUCAAACAACAGACUCUACAGUAUGGUGUUAGGCUUUGCUGUGAUGGAUUUUCUAGGCUGCAACAGCAGUUCAAUUUCUGAUGGUCAUCUUUUAGGUUUUCCAAUUAUGGUCCAAAUAUUUUCAGUGUCCUCGAAACUCUUCCCUUUUAUUCUGCUUGCUAUUGAAAUAUCUGGCUUUGUUGAGAUGAUUACCUGGAAAUUGAACUUAUCAGGUGUCACAAUUGCACCCAGAGCUGGUAGGGAACUUGGCUAUGUUCGGAUGAAAAUGGAUCAUGUCAAAUUUAAGGAAGGAAUGCUUAGUCGGCAGUCCCUUCUGGACCAUAUCACUGUUCAACUGGCACCGCGUGCAGCUGAUGAGCUUUGGCAUGGUGAGGGUCAGUUGAGUACGAUAUGGGCUGAAACGGCUGAUAAUGCUAGAUCAGCAGCACGGAGCUAUGUUCUCGGUGGCCUUUCUGAGAAACAUUAUGGUUUAUCCGACUUCUGGGUUGAAGAUCGAAUUAAUGAAAUUGAUUUGGAGGCGCUGUGUAUUAUGAACUCGUGUUAUGAUAUUGCAAAAGAGCAGAACCGUGAGCUGAUGGAUGCUGUUGUUGAUGAACUUGUCCUGAAGAAAAGUUUGACCAAACAAGAAUUUUUUCACUUGGUUGAGUUGCAUGGCUCUAUCAAACCUAUGCCACCAAGUAUACUCGACAUCAGGGCUGCCAAGCGUGCAAAGUUCCAAGAAGCGUUGAUGAACCAGAAUGAAACAACUAUAGCAAGCAAUAAAGGGUGUUCAAAGUUGGGGAUGAGUUUGGAUGGCAACAACCUGGACAAAAAGGCUCUGCAUUGUAUACUCAAAAAAAAGGAUAUUGUUCUACUUGCUUAUGCAAGUAAACAUGGAAAAAUGGUUCUUUCCGACGUAAAUAUGAUAUUUCUGAAACCAGCCUUUGAGUAUAAGAAUGAUUCAGUUAUCGAAGUAGACAAGUGGGGAUACUACCAUUGUGAUCCUAGCAAUCCUAUUGUUGCCUUCAACAAUGGGAAUAGCGUGUUCAAGCUUGACAGAGCAGAGAACCAUAACGCCUUUAACACGGUGCUUCACCUUGCUUCAAAAUUUGGACUCGUUGACUUGGUGAUGGAAAUCAUCAAGUUGCGGCCAAACAUGGUAGAAGCUGAGAACAAGAUGCUGGAGACUCCUCUGCGUUUAGCCUGUCGCGAAGGACAAUUAAAGAUUGUUUUGUUGAAUCAUCCAUGGUUGCUGGGGUUAGAAGAUGAUGUUCCUCUUGGCCUCACAUCUCUCCACGUGGCUGCCUCAAAAGGUCAUACAGAUAUAGUGAAGAUGAUAUUACGAGUGCGUCCAAAUAUGGCUCAGAAGAUUGGCAGAGAUGGAUGCAAUCCUCUGCACUAUGCUUGUAAAAAUGGUCACUUGGAGAUAGCAAAAUUACUUCUAAGGCAUGACUUAGACCUCGCUCUGCCAUAUAAUAACAACGGUUUCAAACCAUUGCACUUGGCAGCAAUUCAUGGCAAUGCUACAAUCAAUGAAGAAUUUUUGGCUAUGGCUCCCACAUCAUUUGAUUGUCUCACAGCCGAUGGAGACAAUGUAUUUCAUCUUAUUGAGGAAACUAUCAGGAUCUUAGAGACAUUAAAGAAAGCUGGUGGAGAACUAGGUACUGGACUUUUUAGGUCACCAAAAAUUGAAAGCCCCAGAGAUGCACUCGAGCGAGAAUUUGACCUGCAGGUGCAGCUUGGUUGUGGAAGUGGUAGUUGCCAACUUUCUCCAGCACAUGCUGCGGAAAACAUCCUGUCGAAGAGCAUGCCCGCAUUAAUCAUGAGAACCAAUCCAAGAGGUGAGCCUCUUCAGCUUCAGGUUAACAAGAAUUCUGAAAUUAAAAAGAAAGAUCUAUCUGAAUCAGAAUACUUGUCAGAGGAAACAGAAGGCUCCCCAAUUUACAAGCAUCCCUCCAGGCAUGAAAGCAUGAUACGCAGGAAAGAGCUAAUUAAAAUUAAUAAACGCCGACUUAGGAAGCAACACAAGGCACACACAGAGGCACUACAGAAUGCAAGGAAGACAAUCACAGUAGUCGCUGUUAUGAUUGCUACGAUGACUUUUACAGCAGGCAUCAAUCCUCCAGGUGGUGUCUACUCGGAUGGACCAUUGAAAGGAAAAUCAACAGCAGGCAGGACAUCAGCUUUUAAGGUUUUUUCAAUCACCAACAACAUUGCAUUGUUCACAUCCUUAUGCAUUGUAAUAGCUCUAGUUAGCAUCAUCCCCUUUCAAACAAAGCCACUAAUGAAGCUAUUGGUGGUUGCUCACAAGGGCAAGUGGGUGGCAGGGUCGUCCAUGUCUGCUGCUUACUUUGCAGCAACAUGGGUGAUUAUGCCAGAUAGCCAUGGGAAUGUUUGGACAUUUGGAGCUCUAAUUUCCAUCUUCUCGGCUACUCUAGGAUCUGCUUUCAUUUAUCUUGUGGUUAAGUUGGUUGGACACCAGCUGAAGAAAUCAAAGAGGAGGAAAGAGACGGUUGAUUGUAGCAACAGAGAUUUAAACCAUUCAAUUUCUCAGAAUUCUGAUGUAGCUAGUGCCAGAACUGAUGGUUAUCAUACUUACUGUAUAACUCAACAGGUUCCUGAGAGUUUCGAUUCUGAACUUGUGGAGAUGAAACAAAAGCAAAAUGUCCUUGGUUACCAGUACAAGGAGUUAUGA
Messenger RNA from Dovyalis caffra, 4863 nucleotides. Lineage: Eukaryota; Viridiplantae; Streptophyta; Magnoliopsida; Malpighiales; Salicaceae. The record is from the annotation of a GenBank genome assembly.